Molecule: messenger RNA, 1506 nt
Organism: Camelina sativa (false flax)
Lineage: Eukaryota; Viridiplantae; Streptophyta; Magnoliopsida; Brassicales; Brassicaceae
Source: RefSeq, a predicted model, not a curated record
UCAACACCACGAAGGAUCUGAUAAAUGCGACGAAUUUGAACGGUUCAAUAUCAUCUGUUCUUGGUUUCUUCUGGUUAUUUUUGGUUCGAUAAAAUGUGGUUGGUUUCGUUUGGUUUAAGAUCAAUUGGGUCAAUUAAACCAGGAUAUGAGUUUUAUUUAUUGAUCCAUCAUCAUCGGAGUAACACCAGUCAACUCAAUUCAAAAAGUUCAUAACUCUCUACAAGAGAUAGAGAGAGAGAGAGAGGUGUCACAGACUUACAGUAAUCCAUGGCAACUUGUGAAGUGAAGAGGAUUAAGCUGGGAAGCCAAGGCUUUGAGGUAUCGGUGCAAGGCCUUGGUUGCAUGGGCCUCACAGGUCAUUACGGUGCUUCAAAGCCGGAAACUGACGCCAUCACUCUCCUCCAUCACGCUAUUCACUCCGGCGUUACCUUCUUUGACACCUCCGAUAUGUAUGGCCCUGAGACCAACGAAAUUCUCCUCGGAAAGGCUCUCAAGGAUGGGGUGAGGGAGAAGAUGGAGCUUGCGACCAAAUUUGGAAUUAGUUAUGUAGAGGGGAAGAGAGAGAUAAAAGGAGAUCCUGCUUAUGUGAGGGCUGCUUGUGAGGCUAGUUUGAAGCGGCUUGAUGUUGCCUGCAUUGAUCUUUAUUAUCAGCAUCGUGUAGAUACUCGUGUCCCUAUCGAAAUCACGAUGGGAGAACUGAAGAAGCUGGUUGAAGAGGGUAAAAUAAAGUACAUUGGUUUGUCUGAAGCUUGUGCCUCAACUAUCAGAAGAGCACAUGCUGUUCACCCAAUAACUGCGGUGCAGUUAGAAUGGUCCUUGUGGACCAGAGACGUGGAAGAAGAAAUAGUCCCGACCUGCAGGGAACUUGGGAUUGGGAUUGUUGCUUACUGUCCUCUAGGACGAGGUUUCUUUGCAUCUGGACCCAAGCUUGUUGAGAACCUAGACAAGGAUGACUUCAGAAAGGCUCUACCAAGAUUCCAACAGGAAAACUUAGACCACAACAAGAUUCUCUUCGAGAAAGUUUUUGCCAUGUCUGAGAAGAAAGGGUGCACUCCUGGACAACUAGCCCUCGCAUGGGUUCACCACCAGGGAGAUGAUGUUUGCCCCAUUCCAGGAACCACUAAGAUCGAAAACCUCAACCAGAACAUUGGAGCUUUAUCAGUAAAACUCACUCCCGAAGAGAUGUCUGAGCUCGAGUCCAUUGCCCAACCAGAGUCUGUGAAAGGAGAAAGAUACAUGGCCACAGUACCAACAUUCAAGAACUCUGACACUCCACCAUUGCCUUCUUGGAAUGCUGCGUAAAUUACCUGAUAGUUUCUCUGGCCAAACAGAUGGUUUUAAGAGUUUAAGGUGGCUCUGGUCAAAGGAUGGUUUAUGUAUAGUACAUAUUAUUUCUACUCAUCCUAUAUACUGUGACCACUCUCUGCAGAGUCUGCAGUGACUAAUAUAUAAGCAUGAUUUAGUCACCUAAUGCCAAUGAAUGAGUGAUCCCAUCAUAUUUGAACA